GUAACCGGCGGCAGGUGGGGAUCAGAGAAGGGGUGGGAGGAGGGAGAGAAGGGAGAGCGUGAACGGCGGCCUCAGCGGGUCUGGGCUUCCUUCCCGCUGUCAUCCUGCACAGACGAGGAGCCCAUUUCGCCCGUUCUCCUCACCCCCGCUCCCCCACUGUUUUCGCCCCCGCGGGUUGAGACGUCCACUGUUCUCGGCUUUGGGGGUAAAUUAACACAAUGGAUUUCUCCAAGCUACCAAAAAUACGUGAUGAAGAUAAAGAAAGCACAUUUGGUUAUGUGCAUGGGGUCUCAGGACCUGUGGUUACAGCCUGUGAAAUGUCAGGUGCAGCCAUGUAUGAGCUGGUGAGAGUGGGCCACAGCGAGUUGGUUGGAGAGAUUAUCCGAUUGGAAGGUGACAUGGCUACUAUCCAGGUGUAUGAAGAAACUUCUGGUGUGUCUGUUGGAGAUCCUGUACUCCGCACUGGUAAACCCCUCUCUGUAGAACUUGGUCCUGGCAUUAUGGGAGCCAUUUUUGAUGGUAUUCAAAGACCUUUGUCGGACAUCAGCAAUCAGACCCAAAGUAUCUACAUUCCUCGAGGAGUAAAUGUGUCUGCUCUUAGCAGAGAUAUCAAAUGGGAUUUUACACCUUGCAAAAACCUACGGGUUGGUAGUCACAUCACUGGUGGAGAUAUUUAUGGAAUUGUCAAUGAAAAUUCUCUCAUCAAACACAAAAUCAUGUUACCUCCACGAAGCAGAGGAACUGUAACUUACAUUGCUCCACCUGGAAAUUACGAUACCUCUGAUGUUGUCUUGGAGCUGGAAUUUGAAGGUGUAAAGGAUAAGUUCAGCAUGGUACAGGUAUGGCCUGUACGUCAAGUUCGGCCUGUCACUGAGAAGUUGCCUGCCAAUCAUCCUUUGUUGACUGGCCAGAGAAUCCUUGAUGCCCUUUUUCCAUGUGUGCAGGGAGGAACUACUGCAAUCCCGGGGGCUUUUGGCUGUGGAAAGACAGUGAUUUCGCAGUCUCUGUCCAAGUAUUCCAACAGUGAUGUAAUCAUCUAUGUAGGAUGUGGUGAAAGAGGAAAUGAGAUGUCUGAAGUCCUCCGCGACUUCCCAGAGCUCACAAUGGAAGUUGAUGGUAAGGUAGAGUCAAUUAUGAAGAGGACAGCUUUGGUAGCCAAUACCUCCAACAUGCCUGUGGCUGCCAGGGAAGCCUCUAUUUAUACUGGAAUUACAUUGUCAGAAUAUUUCCGUGACAUGGGCUACAACGUCAGUAUGAUGGCUGACUCCACCUCUAGAUGGGCUGAGGCCCUAAGAGAAAUCUCUGGCCGCUUAGCUGAAAUGCCUGCAGAUAGUGGAUAUCCUGCAUAUCUUGGUGCCCGUCUGGCCUCUUUCUAUGAGCGAGCAGGCAGGGUGAAAUGUCUUGGAAAUCCUGAAAGAGAAGGGAGUGUCAGCAUUGUAGGAGCAGUUUCUCCACCUGGUGGUGAUUUUUCUGACCCAGUUACAUCUGCUACUCUUGGUAUUGUUCAGGUGUUCUGGGGCUUAGAUAAGAAACUAGCUCAACGUAAGCAUUUCCCCUCUGUCAACUGGCUAAUCAGCUACAGCAAGUAUAUGCGUGCCUUGGAUGAGUACUAUGACAAGCACUUUACAGAGUUUGUUCCUCUGAGGACCAAAGCUAAGGAGAUCCUGCAGGAAGAAGAAGAUCUAGCAGAAAUUGUACAGCUUGUGGGAAAGGCUUCUCUAGCAGAAACAGAUAAAAUCACUCUGGAGGUAGCCAAACUUAUCAAAGAUGAUUUCCUACAACAAAAUGGAUAUACUCCUUAUGACAGGUUCUGCCCAUUCUACAAGACAGUUGGGAUGCUGUCCAACAUGAUCGCAUUUUAUGAUAUGGCCCGUAGAGCUGUUGAAACCACUGCCCAGAGUGACAAUAAAAUCACAUGGUCCAUUAUCCGUGAGCACAUGGGGGAGAUCCUCUAUAAACUUUCCUCCAUGAAAUUUAAGGAUCCAGUGAAAGAUGGUGAGGCAAAGAUCAAGGCCGACUAUGCACAGCUUCUUGAAGACAUGCAGAAUGCAUUUCGUAGCCUUGAAGAUUAGAACUGUGAUUUCUUCCUUCCUUUUCCUCAGCAAGCUCUCAUAUGUGUAUAUUUUCCUAAAUUUCCCAUCUCAAACCUUUCGCUGCUUUACUGUGCAGCUUUGAGACUAGUGCAGCUUUAUGCCUCUUAUCAUUUGUUUCCCUGUUUAUUUUGUAGGUCUUAUACAAAACAUUCCUUUGUUCCAGUGUUCCUUUCUCCAAAGUGGUGAAUGUAGAAAAUAUGAUAUACAAUGGCUACACUACUGUAAAUUUGUAUGUAGGCUGACGUCCCUCCUUG
Molecule: messenger RNA, 2347 nt
Organism: Myotis lucifugus (little brown bat)
Lineage: Eukaryota; Metazoa; Chordata; Mammalia; Chiroptera; Vespertilionidae
Gene: ATP6V1A
Product: ATPase H+ transporting V1 subunit A
Exons: 15
Coding region: 219-2072 (617 amino acids)
Biological process (GO): proton transmembrane transport; ATP metabolic process
Cellular component (GO): proton-transporting V-type ATPase, V1 domain; lysosomal membrane
Molecular function (GO): ATP hydrolysis activity; proton-transporting ATPase activity, rotational mechanism; ATP binding
Source: RefSeq, a predicted model, not a curated record